Messenger RNA from Saccoglossus kowalevskii, 2571 nucleotides. RefSeq lists its product as uncharacterized. Gene Ontology annotation, molecular function: zinc ion binding; nucleic acid binding; protein serine/threonine kinase activator activity. Gene Ontology annotation, biological process: regulation of cell cycle phase transition; positive regulation of nuclear cell cycle DNA replication. The record is from RefSeq and is a predicted model, not a curated record. Lineage: Eukaryota; Metazoa; Hemichordata; Enteropneusta; Harrimaniidae. Gene Ontology annotation, cellular component: Dbf4-dependent protein kinase complex.
AUGAGAAAAAGAAAAGACACCGAUGACAGACGAGGCGAAGAGAAACCUGCGACUCACUGCAGUGACGCAGGGUCAUAUUAUAACCAACCUCGAACCAAAGGCACUCCAGUAAAGGCAAAAAGAAAGCUAUCUUUAGAAGAAGGACCACUUGAAUCCAAAUCAUUUUAUUUACAUUUGAAAUGUUCAUUUACUCAGAUUGGAAAUAUCGAAAAAGAUAUCAAAGGGCUCGGUGGAAAAGUAGAAAGUUUCUUAAGUAAGAAUAUCACGUAUGUGGUAAGUGACAGACUUCCUGUCCGCUUGAAGGAACAACGUGGAUCAUGCUCAUCAUCUGCAAGAAGUCCAGGCUACUACGGUGCUUCAUCACCAAGUCCAGGUAGUUCAGAAUCGCCCUCUUACGGCCAAACAGCACCACUUACAAGAGGGAGAUUACUUCUACAGAAAGCUGUUCAUUGUCGGGCUGGUUGUAGUGAUGUGUUGGCGAAUGCCAAAGCAUGGGGAGUGAAAAUAGUUCCACUAGAUGACUUCAAAGUAUGGAUCAGUGAUGCGAAAAAGCCGAGGCCUAGGAGAUUAAUAGAUUGUUUUAUGAAAGUAGAAGAUGAUGCAUAUAUAUACAAACCAUCAUAUCGUCAAUUUGGCAAAUCAGCUUGGCCCUCGCUCUUUGAGUCCUCUUUCAAAUCAAGAGCAUGCCGAUCUCGUUACCAACAAGUAACGGUUACCAAGACAACACCAGUUGAAGUAGAAGAUGAUAGCAAACAAGAGGGUUAUUGUGAAUGUUGUUUGGAACGAUACGAUGAUAUACAUGAACAUAUAACACGUUCAUAUCAUCGGGCAUUUGCAAAUAAAGAAAGUAACUAUUGGGGUGUUGAAGCAUUAACGCAGCAAUUUCCAUCUGUACAACAAUUUGUGGAGCGUUUUGCACCCAACUUGUCGCCAUGUAAAACUGUCGUCAUUUCACCUCUACGAAAACGUCGGCGUCUUGACCAGGAUAAAGAAAUAAACACCUCAAUUGAAAUGUUAACUGGUAAUGGAAUAGAUAUAGAAGAUGAAAGACUAGCAACAGCCAAUCAGAAAGCUGAUUUACUUAUGUCAACAGAGGUCAACCCUCCCACUGACACUAAGCCAGUAACCCCAACAGAGGUCAACCCUCCCACUGACACUGAGCCAGUAACCCCAACAGAGGUCAACCCUCCCACUGACACUGAGCUAGUCACUCCACCCAAUGAAAAUGAUGAUAAUAUGCCAACCCUAAGUGGUACAAAUAUGGGAAAGGACAAUGUUACAGAUGCCAGGACAGUCAACAGUGUACAUGUCAUACCAAUUGAGGAUGUUUCAGCUAGCAGUGAAUACGAUGUUUUGUUGAUUUCACCUGUGCAUACAAACCCCAGUCUUCUUUCCCUGGGUGAAUUCGGUACUAGGCAUAAAAGUGUUGAAACUGUUAUUAAUAAUACUUUACUGCCAAACUAUUCUGGUAUACCUCAAGAAAGAAACAGACUGUGUAACAAUGAUUUGAACCUCGUAAAACACCAAACAGAACCAACGUUUAUUGAAUCUGUAAAACCGGUUACAAAUGGCACAGCCAGCCAAACCCCCUCAACUUGUAUCGCCAAUGCACAAUCCCUACCUGUCAGUGAAAAAGACGUUAUUCCAGAAAUAGACCACGAACUCAUGGACUGCGUUGCCCAGGUGAUGCAAAAUAUUGGCCAAUGGGAAGAGAGUGAUGAUGCUAGAAAACCUGAAGAACCAUAUUUUGUGAAGUUUGAACCGCAGGCCUGGAAUCCAUUCACCAGUUUGUCUCAGUUGCCUCAUUUUCGAGGCCUAACAUUUGCGUUCAAUGAGCAUGCCCAUGAUGAUGUGUUUCAGAAUGAUGCCAUGGAAACAGGACCUCCGAUACUAAGCCCUCAGAUCUACUUGAGUCAAUCAUCCCAAAUGGGGACAGAGAUCGAUAAGUUUAAAAAUGAAGUCUCAUGUGAGAAUACGUGUGUGGAUUUCAUCGACUUACAAGUGCAAGAAAAUGUUGACAAACUUGAAAAUGAUAUGAAUUCUUUUAAUGAUGGCACAUGUAGCAACAUAAAUUGCAAAUUUGAUGAAACAUGCAAUUAUGAUCAUGAUGUCAUUGCCAUUGAGGACGGAAAUCUUUCAGCAUGUAAUAAAUGGGAUCCGGCUUUGUGUUCACUACCAGCAUUUAUUGGCUUGACAGAAAGGAUCAAAUUAAACAGAAGGCGAUGUCGAGUUGAGUCAGACAGCACCCCAAAAUUCAUUCAGACGCCAUUGAGACACAAAAAUACGAAAGUUCCAAAAUCAAAACAGAAAAGAAAACAGCGUGUUUUAGCCUUAUAACUGUGAUCCUAGCAGACUAGAUUACUGUGCUAAUAUUGUUUAAGUCAUAAUUGUUAAGAUCUGCCAGUUGAAGUGCAUACUUACUCUCAAACAAGACUUAAUUUUCAGAGUUUUCCAGUACAAUGAGAAUACUAUAAAUAAAUAAUACAUUUUUUACAAAAAUAAACUUAUGCUGACAUUUUCUAUUUUUCUCUGUGUUUUUAUCCUUUGCAUUGUGCUGAAUAAACAUUAAAA